Lates calcarifer (barramundi perch) is the source of this 5411-nucleotide messenger RNA. RefSeq names its product diacylglycerol kinase, epsilon (gene dgke). Gene Ontology annotation, molecular function: ATP-dependent diacylglycerol kinase activity. The record is from RefSeq and is a predicted model, not a curated record. The transcript is spliced from 11 exons. Bases 272 to 1999 code for a protein of 575 amino acids. Lineage: Eukaryota; Metazoa; Chordata; Actinopteri; Centropomidae.
GUGAGUUCUCUCAACAUAUAAAUACUCUCCGCUGAAGCUAAGUUAGCGAGGUAGCUCAUGGGUUCAACGUUACGUCGUUGUCUCCGUGUUUACAGUUAGCUACUCAUAAACAUGUCCAUAUUUCAGUUAAACUUGCUGCCAGCUUUCUGCUGGUGUGUGUGAACAUGAGUGUCGCAGGGAAAACGCGGUGUGUGUGCUGUCAGUGUCAGUGUUGUGUACAGAGCUCUCCUUUUUACUGAUUUCCGCUCGUUAGCAUCACCGUCCAGCAGCGAUGUACGAGGAGGGGGACGAGGCGCAGGACGACUGCGGCUCCCGGGAGGAGUGGACGCUGCUCUUCUGGACCUCUCUGGCCGUCAUCGUCCCGGUCAUCAUCACGCUGUGGUGCAGCGCCCAGCGCUCCAAGCGGAAAACGCACAUGAAGGAUUUCUUUCGCAAGAGCAAGCACGGCUGGCACUAUACGGACCUGUUCAACAAACCCACCUACUGCUGUGUGUGUUCCCAGCACAUCCUGCAGGGAGCUUUCUGCGACUGCUGCGGGGUGUGUGCCGACGAGCAGUGCCUGCGCCGGGCCGACCGCAGCCUGCCGUGCAAGGAGAUCAUGGCCCCCUCCGACUGCGAUGGAGCCAUGGAACACCGCUGGGUCCGCGGAAAUGUCCCCCUCGCUAGUUACUGUGCAGUGUGCAAACAGCAGUGUGGAACUCAGCCGAAGCUCUGCGACUUCAGGUGUGUGUGGUGUCAGACCACUGUGCACGACGACUGCAUGGACAGCCUGGUGGAUGCAGACCAGUGUGACCUGGGCGAGUUUCACAGCCUCAUCAUUCCUCCUCACUACCUCUACCGUGUCAACAAGCUCCGCCGCAGGCACCCAGACGAGUACAGCAAGCUGGCGUCGUCCUGCGGCAGCGGCUGGACUCCAGUGUUGGUCUUGGCUAACACACGUAGUGGUAACAACAUGGGGGAGGCUCUGCUGGGAGAAUUUCGCACCCUCCUCAACCCAGUGCAGGUGUUUGACCUGUCUGAGUUGACUCCUUCCAAAGCCCUCCAGCUGUGCACCCUCCUGCCCCCUGGCAGCGUCCGGGUGCUGGUAUGUGGAGGUGACGGCACAGUGGGAUGGGUGCUGGAUGCCAUUGAUACUAUGAAGCUAAAGGGCCAAGACCAGUUUAUCCCAAGGGUGACUAUCCUGCCCCUAGGAACAGGAAAUGAUCUCUCCAACACUUUGGGCUGGGGUGCUGGGUAUGCUGGAGAGAUCCCUGUGGAACAAGUUCUCCGCAACAUCCUCGAUGCUGAGGUGGUCAAAAUGGACAGAUGGAAAGUGCAGGUGGCUUCAAAAGGCCUCUACUUUCGUAAACCAAAGGUUCUGUCCAUGAACAACUACUUCUCUGUGGGGCCCGAUGCUCUGAUGGCGCUGAACUUCCACACGCACCGUGAGAAAACGCCCUCCUUCUUCUCCAGCCGCAUCAUCAACAAGGCGGUAUAUUUCCUGUAUGGCACCAAAGAUUGUUUAGUGCAGGAAUGUAAGGAUUUGGAUAAGAGGAUUGAGUUGGAGCUGGAUGGAGAGAGGGUGGCGCUGCCCAGUCUGGAGGGUAUCAUAGUUUGUAACAUUGGCUACUGGGGAGGAGGCUGUAGACUGUGGGAGGGUAUGGGGGAUGAGCCCUGCCCCCCCACACGACUGGAUGAUGGCCUGCUGGAGGUGGUGGGUGUGUUUGGCUCCUUCCACUGUGCACAGAUCCAGGUCAAGCUGGCCAAUCCUGUACGGCUGGGACAGGCCCACACUGUCCGGCUGGUUCUCAAGAGCUCCAAGAUGCCCAUGCAGGUAGAUGGGGAGCCGUGGGCCCAGGGCCCCUGCACCAUCACAAUCACCCACAAGACCCAGGCCCUCAUGCUGUAUCACAGCGCGGAGCAGACGGAUGACGACGACGAAUCCAGUGCCUCUGAAACAGAGAGCCCCACCCCUCAAGACUCACCCAGGCCCCCGGGGCCAGCCUCCGCUCGUGCAUGACCUGCCCCAAACAUCAUGUGACCUGAAGCUCUUGUUAACUUAGGUUUCUGUCUUCAUUCUUCAGCAUUCGUUUCUAUUAAUUUGUCAUUUAUAGUGUCACUUAGUCGUCCUCCUCUAAGGUCUUUGAGCACAUGUUGUCCUCAAAUCCAUGUUGGUGAGAAUAGAUGUUAGAAUUUUCAUUUUUCAUUUCUGAUUGCAGGGGUUAAAAAGGUUAGUUUGUAAUUGGGCUGGUGUGAGUUGUUUUUUGGUCUUUUACCUUCACACUCCAUAUAUUGUAACCCAGAGCUCAGGCAGUUCCGCCUCGACAGGUGGGACAGUCAGGUGGAGGUGAAUGUUAUGGAGAAAGAUUGCUGUUUAUUUGCACUGAUCCCUUGUGCCAUAGAUAUUAUUACUAUAGUCAAUUAUACUGUGUUUGUUAUACUGUAUUUACAGUCAAAUACCCAGUGCAGCCCAGCAGUUAUCAGUGAGCCAUUUUUUAACAAGUUGCCCAGGUUCAAUAGACAAACCCCCCUCAAAGCCAUGUCCAUGCUGACACUGUAACACAGGAGAGAGCAGUACUGUUGUGUUGAGUGUAAAGUGGACGUUUUGUCAGACUUUUGUCCAUUAAUGAAAUUUUAUCACACAAAAAGCACAAGCAACACACAGUAAAUGCAUUUUCUGCGAGCAGACUUCAGAGGGUGAUGUGUGAAAAGUUGAACUGUGCAAAAAUAUCAGUUAAAUUCCACUUUCAGGCUCAUCUUUGUAGAUAGUUUUUUAGUGUCUCCUACGUUUGUCACCCAAACUAAGGUUUUGAAAUGAGUGUGCAGUUCAAAUGGUCUCUGAUUCUGCUGUUAAUCACUGGACAUUGAUGUUGGUUGUUUACUUCAUGAUGCACUGUCUUAAAUAGCUUGUCAAACUGCUGGGUUGUAAGAUUCUAGAUUUAACUUUCCUGAGAGCCACAGGAAACAGGCUGGUGUGUUGAGGAUUAUUUUGAAAGUACUGCCAUUUAACUGUUGUGGAUCCAUUUUGCCUACACGUCAGACCUUUUCUUCUUCUUUCCUCCUUUUUUUCCUCUUUGCAGAGUUUACACCAUAUUUUGUGUUGCACUGUUUUGGCACUUACACUGAUGAAUACCUUACACUGCUUAGAGCGUUGGUAACAUACAUGAAACCCUAAUGUUGACCUUUAAUGUUACUGCUGAUAGUGACUACUGCUGAGAUUAUGCUGUGUGUGUUGUUAUUUUACAUUAUUCAAGAGGCACUCUUUCAUUUCAUCAUUUGUGUUUUACCAAAUAGUCACCACAAGGUGGUGGACUAAAGAUAGUGUUUUUAGGAGAGAGACAGGGUUGGGCUAGGAGUUGGUCUAACAUCAACAGUUCAGUAUUGCUGUCACUUUCAUAUACUUUUCUGUAUUUGUUCAUGUGACUUUGAUCCAUCUGUUUAGUUGUGUGUGUUUCAUCUUUCCUGUGUUGCACAUAAUGUGUGCAAGAAGUCAUGUGUGUUAAUAUUAGUAAACCAGCUUUCAUGUAGGGAAAUUCAUUUUGCCAUUUGAGGUGGUCCUGUUUAAUGCAGAAUGCCUGUUGCUCACAGCCAUAUGAGAAAGUCUGUAGAAUGUUAGUUUAUGUUUCCUAAUGAACCUGGAGCCAACUUGUUGCUCAUAAGGCUGAACAAGGAUCAGUUUUUAGCCGUGUGAUGCCUAUGUUUUUGGAAUAUGCACUUCCUUGCCAUGUAACCAAGGCUGAUGGUUUCAUCACCCUGUUUGUUUGGUGAGUGUCUUGCUCAAGCACACCUGUUUGAUCUUUUACCUUAUCAUCCUUAUUUACCAGACUUGUUUGUGUGUUAUACUGUGUUGCACUGAAUUUGCGUAAAUGAAACGGGGGGUUAUUGGCAGGUUUUUAGCCACGCCAGCAACAUGUGCUUAGUUCAACACACUGUUUUAGAGUGUCCUAUCUCGCUGCAGGACUGAUUCUGUUGAUCCUUUGAAUGUUUCAUUUAGAGUAUUUUGUUUUAUUUAACUUUUUAUUUUUGCUUAUAAAACACUUCAGUUCAUGACAUAAUACUCAUCUAAAACUGCAACUCCAAAACUACAGACCAAAUUUCUGCCUCAGAUGUAGUUUGAGAUUAAUGCUUAGAUAGCAUUCUAACAUGCUAAAUAUUAUUAUAAACACUCUUAAUGUACACAUGACAGCAACAUGCUAACUGCCUAGCUUGCAGCUCAGGUAAACGUAGCCUUUACAGCCUAUACAGCUUAAAACAGCACUAAUAUCAGACAACUGUAUGCUAUAUGCCCACCACAAAUGAUGUAGAUCCAGAGUAGUGGGUGGUUGGCUAGUGGCUGGCUGUGUGCUAGCUCAGAGAGAUGUUAGAGACUCAAACAAAGCUAAAAAGAGAGCAAAUCUUAAACAUUUGUCACAUUGACUUCAAAUUAAUGGCAGUAUUGCUCCACGUCUGCUGUUAGUGUAAAAGCUUUGUUCUCUGUUUGCUAACAUAUUUGGCAUAUCAACCUUAUGGGGCAGUAAUAUGUAAAAUGAGUGUAUGGAGUUAUGCUCCAUAGAAGCCAAAGCAAAAACUUGAUGAACACAGCUUUGAACUGACGAAAGUUGACAUGUACCACUGUGCCUGACAAGUGAAAAACGUAGGUGAUAACCCUUUUGAUUUACAUAGAACAUGGCCUUUUCUCUGGCACCUCCAUCAGUUAUUCUUUGCUCCAGUCAUGAUAAGGAUUUGACAAGUCUCUUAAACCAUCGAACAGAUCUGUUGUCUGGUGUGUAAUAACUACACUGAGGGUUGCUAGUGUGGCUAAUUACGUUUGCUUAUUUUUAUUGUGAGGGGUGGAGGUAUGGCGAUGAUGGUGUUGGUGGUUGUUUUGAAUGCUCCUAAUCCAUAGCUGUCAGUUUAUUAUUAUUUAUUAAACCUUGGCCGAUAUAAAACUGUAUUUUUAUAGAUACAAUUUGGCAAGAGGGAGUGAAGUUGUGUCAUAUAUAUAUAUAUAUAUGACAGAUCAUUAGCACUGUGCUUCUGCAUUCAAAGUUCAGCUGAUCCUGACAUUUCACCAUGUUGUGUGUCCUAUAAUGCUUUCAUUAUUAUUAAUAUAUAUUUGAAUAUACUUUGCUGUCAAAUAUCUGUAAAAACAAGAGAACCCUAAAAGGUGAUAAGAAUGUGCCGAAAACAAGAUAAUUUCAUUUUGACUAUGACAUGGUCCCUAACAAGACGCCUUCUGUGGCCACUGCUUAACACAAAGAAAAUACAGAGAAACUGUAUCGGGGAGAAAAUUGGUAACAAUCAUGUAAAACAUAGCUGUUUACAAAAAUGGUAGUAAAGGCAGUUUGGUGAAUUUGCUACUACAGGUGACACAAACGUUUUGAUGGAACUGAAUGUAAUUAAGCGAUCUUUUGAAGUUGAAGACAUUCCCAUAAAUAUUUUCAUAUAUACGA